CAGAAAUUAUUUAUCUUAUCAACGAAGAUGUCUAAUUUGAAACUAGAAUAACCGAUUUAAAGUGAAUCAGGAACUCUUGCUGCCUGCUUGCUGCCUGAAAAAAUGGCCGACGACGAAGGAGUUGAUGGAUUUGACGAUGAUGUAGAACAAUUUGAUGAUGAAGAACCACUUGAUGAUGUUGAUGAUUUAGAGCCUGUAGGUGAUGGAACUGGAUUUGAAAUUUUGCCAGAGGGAGAAGAGGGCACUGAAUCAGCACGACGAGUGACAACACCUUACAUGACAAAAUAUGAACGAGCAAGAGUUCUUGGAACAAGAGCUUUACAAAUAAGCAUGGGUGCUCCUGUUAUGGUGGAACUUGAAGGUGAAACUGAUCCACUGCAAAUUGCUAUGAAAGAAUUAAAAGCUCAGAAGAUUCCUAUCAUUAUUCGUCGAUACAUGCCAGAUGGAAGUCAUGAGGACUGGGGAAUAGACGAACUCAUUGUGACUGAAUGAUACUGUAUCUAGCGAUUUUUAAAAAAAUAUGUAAUGGUUCCAUUACUGGAAACCAAUGGAACCGUUCCAAUACUGCAAGCAAAACUACGAUGGUCCUAAAAUACACACCACCUUUAAUAUUCUUUUUGUCUGUAAAUCUUAUUAAAAUACGUCAGUAUUUGUUAAUAAUUCAAAUUGCAGAAACGAUGGCUAGAUUACUCAGUUCAAUGGUGGAGAUCUUGAUUUAAAAGUUUAAAACUUUAAACAGGAAUUUAAU
Messenger RNA from Dendronephthya gigantea, 748 nucleotides. RefSeq names its product DNA-directed RNA polymerases I, II, and III subunit RPABC2-like. Gene Ontology annotation, molecular function: DNA binding; DNA-directed RNA polymerase activity. The transcript is spliced from 4 exons. Gene Ontology annotation, cellular component: nucleus; RNA polymerase II, core complex; RNA polymerase III complex. Bases 103 to 492 code for a protein of 129 amino acids. The record is from RefSeq and is a predicted model, not a curated record. Lineage: Eukaryota; Metazoa; Cnidaria; Anthozoa; Malacalcyonacea; Nephtheidae. Gene Ontology annotation, biological process: DNA-templated transcription.